GGGGCAUAGAGUUUUGAUAUUUUGUGGCGGUGUCAAACUGCUUAGAUUUCGUUCGAAUUACACCAUUAAAAAGAGAAGGAAGAGAAAGAGACAAGAGGGAUAGGAUUGGGUUUGGGCUAUGUUGUUUUGGAUUUUUGGGUUCAUAUUGUGAGGCUGUACUAUAAUCCAGAUAUAUCUUUUAUCCUCGCCAAAGAAUUUUCAUUUCUUGGAUUCUCUGAUAUUUGUGUUAGAACUUGUGUCUGUGAUUUGCUUUGGUUUCUCAUCUGUCAUUAUCUUCAUCUAAAGAUCUCUAUCUAUUUUACUCAACCGUGCACUUUGCCUAACUGAGGAAUUGAAGCUAUAUUUGUUUUCUCUGUGUCUUUUGUUCUUGGCAAAGAACACAACUAAAGUGUGAUUCAUGGCAGCAACAAACGGGUCAAUCUUUGCGUCUUCCGCCAAACCAUUUCAGACCACACCGCUCAUUUUCAGCAGCAAAGCAAGUCCAGCUUCAAACUCUCUAGGUAGCAGUUUUAAGGGCUCUUCAUUGCCCCAGUCUCUUCUGAAAUGGAAGAAAAUUGUCAAAAGCACAGAGAAAAUUUGUGCCGCUGCAACAGCUGUUGCAACAACUCCUGUAGUGGAAGCCAAAGAGUUCACACUUCCUUCCUGGGCCAUGUUUGAACUUGGGAAGGCCCCUGUAUAUUGGAAAACCAUGAAUGGUCUUCCUCCUACCGCUGGAGAAAAGCUAAGGAUCUUCUACAAUCCAGCUGCAACAAAUCUCAUUCCAAAUGAAGAAUAUGGGGUUGCCUUUAAUGGAGGUUUUAAUCAGCCAAUAAUGUGUGGCGGUGAGCCUAGGGCAAUGCUUAAAAAAAGUCGAGGCAAAGCUGAUUCCCCAAUAUAUUCUAUCCAAAUUUGUAUUCCGAAGCAUGCUCUGAACUUGAUCUUUUCAUUUACAAAUGGGGAUGACUGGGAUGGUCCUUACAGACUACAGUUUCAAGUUCCUAAGGGUUUCAGAAACAAACCAAUUGAAUUCUUCAACGAGGGACUAGCUGAAGAGCUGAGCAAAGAUGGUGCCUGUGAAAAAGCAAUCUUUCCAGAUUCGAGCAUUGUUGUGAAUAGAUGUUCCAUCCAGGGAAAUUUGACCGUUGAAGGAGGUGACCGUUGCAACCUUAAUCUCGUAACAGGAUGCACAGACCCCAGCUCGCCAUUCUAUGACCCGAAUGCCAAUGUGGAUGACGGAACCUGCCCAAUUGAUCUCGAUUCUUGAUAGCGGCUUUGCAUUCAGUUCCGUCCUCAUCUCAAUCGUAAAUAUGUCGCUGUGUGCUUAAAAUGUAUAUCAUUGUAUUCUUUCUGCCAUUCAAGGCCUGAAGGGGUAUAGUGGAAAGCUACAGAGGUUGUUUAGAACUGUAUCAUAGAUUUCUAACUUUUAUGAGGACUAGCUAUAGAUGCAAAUCUCAUAAAUGGUAUAUAAGGUUGCCUCUUCGUAAAGAUAUGUUUAGGUGCGUAAACAUGAGUUUAUAGUUUAUUCUAUAGUAAUAUUAGAUAUCAAUUUUAAC
Argentina anserina (silverweed cinquefoil) is the source of this 1532-nucleotide messenger RNA. RefSeq names its product protein POST-ILLUMINATION CHLOROPHYLL FLUORESCENCE INCREASE, chloroplastic. Gene Ontology annotation, biological process: chlororespiration. NCBI's taxonomy places the organism in Eukaryota, Viridiplantae, Streptophyta, Magnoliopsida, Rosales, Rosaceae. The record is from RefSeq and is a predicted model, not a curated record. Bases 398 to 1243 code for a protein of 281 amino acids. The transcript is spliced from 8 exons.